AUGAGCAACACCGAAUGGAACGACUCCGAGGCGAACGUUCUGCCUGACAAGGUCGAGGAUCUUGCAGCGAAUGGCGAGAUUCCCAAUGGCACGAAGCGGACAAGAGUGGUCGUGGUGGGCUUGGGAAUGGUGGGCGUCAGCUUCAUCGAGAAGCUGCUGAAGCUUGAUGUAAAGAGGAGAGAAUACGACAUCAUUGUCAUCGGCGAAGAGCAGCAUCUGGCAUACAACCGCGUGGGCCUGACAAGCUUCUUCCAACAUCGCGAGGUCGAGAACCUAUACCUCAAUCCCGCAUCAUGGUACGCGUCCAUGCCAGAAGGGUCGCUCUCCUACCACCUCAACACUCUUGUUACAUCCAUCGAUACCGAACAAAAGAACGUGGAGACCGCCAAGGGAGACACGGUAGCUUAUGAUAUCCUGGUACUGGCAACAGGUUCCAAUGCCCUACUUCCACGGCACACCCCUGGCCACGAUGCCAAUGGCGUGUUCGUAUACAGAACCAUUGAAGACCUGGAAAACCUCAUCAAGUUCUCCGCGACGAAGAAGGGAUCGACGGGAGCUGUGGUUGGUGGAGGUCUACUUGGUUUGGAAGCAGCAAAGGCAAUGAUGGACCUCGAAGAGUUCGGCAAAGUCAAGCUGAUUGAGCGCAACAGAUGGGUGCUCAGCCGGCAGCUUGAUGGUGAUGCAGGUGGUAUGGUUGUUGAGCAGGUCCGACAACUUGGCCUAGAUGUUUUGCUUAGCAAGCGUGUUGGCAAGAUCAACACAGAUGAGAAUAACAACGUCAUUGGUGUGGUGUUCGAAGAUGGCGAGCAAAUGGACUGCAGCACAAUAUGUUUCGCCAUCGGCAUCAAGGCACGCGACGACCUGGCUCGUAAGGCGGGCAUCCGCUGCGCCGACAGGAAUGGUGGUAUCGUCGUAGACGAGAGCCUCGCGACAUCGACCAAGGACGUCUACGCGAUUGGGGAGUGCGCCAGCUGGGAGAACCAGACUUUCGGCCUCAUUGCACCCGGCAUCGAAAUGGCCGACGUCCUGGCCUUCAACCUGACCCAAGCAAAAGCGCACGCCCCACGGAAAUUUAAACGGCCUGAUCUCAGCACGAAGCUCAAGCUGCUAGGUGUGGAAGUGGCGAGCUUCGGUGACUUCUUUGCUGAUCGCGACGGCCCAAAGGAUUUGCCGGGUCGUGGCAACAAGAAGGAGGGUAUGCAAAGAUCUGAUAGCAAGCUCGACAACCUCACCAAUGGACCUGCAUCAUCUCCAGUCAAGGCGUUGACGUAUAAAGAUCCUUUCCAGCAAAUUUACAAGAAGUACUUGUUCACCAUGGAUGGCAAAUACCUUUUGGGAGGCAUGAUGAUCGGUGACACAAAGGACUACGUCAAGCUCGUGCCAAUGGUGACGAAGCAGAAAGCUCUUGACGUGCCGCCAUCAGAGUUCAUCGUUGGCAAGAACUCUGGCGAUGAUGACGCCGAUGAUCUGGAUGACGACACACAAAUAUGUUCAUGUCACAACGUUACCAAAGGCGGCGUCGUGAAAAGUGUCAAGGAUGGAACCUGCAAGUCAAUCGGAGACGUCAAGUCAUGCACCAAGGCCGGGACUGGUUGUGGUGGCUGCAUGCCACUGGUGCAGACCAUCUUCAACAAAACAAUGGCGUCAAUGGGUGUUGAGGUCAAGAACCAUCUAUGCCCACACUUCGAGUACUCCCGAGCAGACCUGUUCAACAUCAUCUACGUGAAGAAGUUGCAGAAAUUUGCCGACGUGAUGAAGGAAUGUGGCAAAGAGCCUGACUCGGUCGGUUGUGAGGCAUGCAAGCCUACGAUUGGAUCCAUCAUGGCGUCUUUGUACAACAAGCACAUCAUUGAUGAAGACCGACGAGGACUACAAGACACGAACGAUCGCUUCCUUGCGAACAUCCAGCGGAAUGGAACGUUCUCUGUCGUUCCGCGAGUGUCCGGUGGUGAGAUCACGGCGGACAAACUCAUCGUUAUUGGGACCGUAGCGAAGAAGUUCGGUCUAUACUGCAAGAUCACGGGUGGCCAACGCAUAGACAUGUUUGGCGCUAAGAAACAAGACCUACCCGACAUUUGGCAGGAGCUCAUCGAUGGUGGUAUGGAAUCAGGACAUGCUUACGCGAAGAGCUUACGAACUGUCAAGUCAUGCGUAGGUACAACAUGGUGCCGAUUCGGUAUUGGCGAUUCAGUCGGCAUGGCGGUCCGACUUGAGGAGCGAUACAAGAGCAUCCGUUCUCCUCAUAAGAUGAAAGGAGGUGUCUCUGGCUGCGUACGAGAGUGUGCAGAAGCUCAGAACAAGGACUUUGGUCUGAUCGCAACAGAGAAGGGCUUCAACAUAUUCGUCGGCGGUAAUGGAGGUGCGAAGCCACGGCAUAGCGAGCUUCUGGCGAAGGACGUACCGCCUGAUGAUGUGAUCCCGAUUAUCGAUCGCUACCUCAUGUUCUACAUGCGGACUGCGGAUAAGCUGCAGCGAACAGCACGGUGGGUGGAGAAUCUGCCUGGUGGAAUUGCAUAUCUUCGGAAGGUCGUCCUCGAGGACAGCCUAGGCAUAUGUGCAGAACUUGAGAAGCAGAUGCAGGAAAUCGUUGGCUCGUUCUUCUGCGAAUGGACAGAGGUGCUGCAAGACCCUAAAAAAAAGGCACUUUUCACACAAUUCGCCAACACCAAGGAGACCAUCGAGACAAUGGAAAAGGUCGAGGAGCGAGAGCAGCAAAGACCAGCUUACUGGCCGAGUGAGUCUGUAAAGGAAGACUUCCGGGGCACAAAGUGGAGCGCUCUAUCGUGGCAGCCCCUUGCAAGCUGCGACCAGUUCAGUGACUCACCUACAGGCUCCAGCGUACCUGUGAAGCGUGGCGACACACAACUUGCGAUCUUCAAGGUGAAAGGCAAGUAUUAUGCCACCCAACAGAUGUGCCCCCACAAGCGUGCAUUCGUUCUGAGCGACGGUCUCAUCGGCGAGGACCACAAGACGAACAAGCUCUGGGUCAGCUGUCCAAUGCACAAACGAAACUACACAAUGAACGGCGAGGAAGCAGGCAAGUGCAGCAACGAUGAGCAAGUCAACAUCGCCACCUUCCCCGUGGAAGCACGAGAAGAUGGCAUGGUGUAUGUGAAGCUGCCGCCUAUUGAGGAGCUUGACAGUGUGCUUGGGACCGAGAAGUUCAAGAUCAAGAAGGAUGAGACAGAGAAGACGAGUCCGUUCGAGGCUCUUGAUAAGAAGUUUAAGAUGAAGGGGAGGAAGCCGUUUGCGGCGAGCCAUUUGCCUAAUGGUUUGGGAGAGCGUGGCAAGGCGCAGGCUAUAUUGGCUGGUGGCGAGCGUAGUAGCGGUGGCAUUGAUUGGUAG
Messenger RNA from Fulvia fulva, 3345 nucleotides. Its product is annotated as Nitrite reductase [NAD(P)H]. Bases 1 to 3345 code for a protein of 1114 amino acids. NCBI's taxonomy places the organism in Eukaryota, Fungi, Ascomycota, Dothideomycetes, Mycosphaerellales, Mycosphaerellaceae. Gene Ontology annotation, molecular function: 2 iron, 2 sulfur cluster binding; heme binding; nitrite reductase [NAD(P)H] activity. The transcript has a single exon. The record is from RefSeq and is a predicted model, not a curated record.